AUUUAAAAUUGGAAAGGAUAAAACAAGCCUUGCAAUUUGCUUACAUAAAAUCUCUCACUUUCUCUGUGUGACGACGGCGUGUCAGCUUCUGAAGCUUUGACAAUGGCGGCAGUGUUGGAAGCAUCAUUGGCGACCCCAUUCUUUUCUUCAAAGCCUCACACCACUAAUUUCCCUUCAAAGUUUCACACUUUUCCCUCAAAACUCACCCUUCGCAAUACCCAUCGUUCUUCUUCUGCUGCAAAUGCUUCUCUUUCUCCUUCUUCCCCUCAAGACCCGAACCCGAACACCCAAUCAAAUUCUGACUCGACCCGGGAUCGCCAGAGAACCGUUCGGCUCGCUUGGGAGAAGCUCGUCCGGUGGUCCAGGUCUUGGCGCUCCAAGGCCAAGACCGACGUACUCGAACGCACAAAUAAGGUGGUUGUGCUUGGAGGGGGGUCGUUUGGGACCGCAAUGGCUGCCCAUGUUGCAGAGAGAAAGGCUCAAUUAGAAGUGAUGAUGCUGGUUAGGGACCCUCAAGUUUGUUUCUCAAUCAACGAGAGACACUGCAACUGUAAGUACUUCCCAGAUCAUAGGCUGCCAGAAAAUGUAGUUGCAACAAUUGAUGCCAAAUCUGCUUUGCUUGGUGCAGAUUACUGCCUUCAUGCAGUGCCUGUUCAGUUCAGCGCAUCUUUUCUUGAGAGUGUUGCUGAGUAUGUUGAUCCGGGCUUGCCAUUCAUAUCUCUCAGUAAGGGCCUAGAGCUGAAUACCCUCAGGAUGAUGGCUCAAAUUAUUCCUCAAGCACUACGAAACCCUCGCCAGCCUUUUGUUGCACUAUCAGGGCCUUCUUUCGCUUUGGAAUUGAUGAAUAAGCUACCCACAGCAAUGGUAGUAGCAUCAAAAGACAAAAAAUUGGCAAAUACGGUUCAGCAGCUACUAGCUUCAAGUCAUUUAAGAAUCAGCACAUCAAGUGACGUUACAGGAGUUGAAAUAGCAGGUGCACUCAAGAACGUGCUUGCAAUAGCAGCUGGGAUUGUAGAAGGCAUGAAUCUUGGUAACAACUCAAUGGCUGCUCUUGUCUCACAAGGCUGUUCAGAGAUACGGUGGCUUGCAACGAAGAUGGGUGCAAAGCCGACUACAAUAACUGGCCUGUCAGGAACUGGAGACAUAAUGCUUACAUGUUUUGUGAAUCUUUCAAGAAACAGAACAGUUGGCGUGCGUCUUGGAUCAGGCGAGAAGCUUGAGAACAUACUCAAUUCCAUGAAUCAGGUAGCAGAAGGUGUCUCCACAGCCGGAGCAGUAAUUGCUUUGGCACAGAAAUACAAUGUAAAGAUGCCAGUAUUGACAGCAGUUGCUCGCAUCAUCGACAACGAACUUACCCCUAAGAAAGCUGUUUUUGAGUUAAUGAGCCUCCCUCAGGUUGAAGAAGUAUGAAACCUCCCAAUACAUCAUUAUGUCUACCAGCUGCUUUUUAACUGCUGCUUGUAAGACAUUUGUGUACCAAUUCUUUUCACCAUUGUGCUUCUAGUGCUGAAGGCUUGGUGAACAAAAUUUUGCACAAUCAGGGUUGCACCAUGUAGUUCUUAGAUUUUGAGAAAUAUGUAGAUUCUAGACGAUGCAUUAUCUCACCUCAAUUUAUACUUUCUUACCAUGACUAUACUUGGAGCCACAAAUGUGCGUUACUCUAAUUAAUGUCACUUGUUUGUGC
Molecule: messenger RNA, 1684 nt
Organism: Abrus precatorius (Indian licorice)
Lineage: Eukaryota; Viridiplantae; Streptophyta; Magnoliopsida; Fabales; Fabaceae
Product: glycerol-3-phosphate dehydrogenase [NAD(+)] 2, chloroplastic
Exons: 9
Coding region: 103-1410 (435 amino acids)
Biological process (GO): carbohydrate metabolic process; glycerol-3-phosphate catabolic process
Cellular component (GO): cytosol; glycerol-3-phosphate dehydrogenase (FAD) complex
Molecular function (GO): glycerol-3-phosphate dehydrogenase [NAD(P)+] activity; NAD binding
Source: RefSeq, a predicted model, not a curated record